AUGUCGAAUAUUCCAUCAAAUCACCCAUCUAUUCGUGUACAUGCACCACCAGGUGGUCAUAGUAAUAACAUUUUUGGCACAUCAGAAUUCGAACAAUCCGCUGCUAAUAAGAAAAAACAUAUGGAGUCGGACAUAUUCGGUUCGAAAAAGGAAACAAAUGAGCCAACAAGUGCCACAAAACCAGCGCGUAACACAGGAAGUAAUAUAUUCGGUACUGAUUCCGAACAGUCAAAUAUUAAAUCGGGUACCAUUGCUGGUCAAUUUAAACAAACUCAAAUGAAAUCCAAUAUAUUUGGCAGUGAUGAGCCAACAUCAUCACGUCCAGUAUCGGAUAAGAACAAAUCAGAUAUAUUUGGUGUUAAUGACAAAAAUGAACAAAACAAACAGUCAAACGUUCGACAAGGUCUUCGAGAUCCAAAUGCAUCACGCAUGGGAUAUAACCCAAUCAAUGGUGAAGCAUAUGCCCCCAAGGAAAAUAUUAAUACAAAUGAAAAAGAAGUCGAACCAUCAACUAAAGCAGCUGAGAGUGAACAUGCCGAAGUCAAAGACAACGCACCAACUGACAAUGCGCAAACACCAACAGAGAAACCUGCUGAAGCAACUAAUGGAAAUGCAGCUCAAAAGAGUGUCCAUACAAGUGUUCGUGUAUUUCAUCCACCAGGCGGUAAAUCCAAUGGUCCACUCUGGUAA
Adineta ricciae is the source of this 690-nucleotide messenger RNA. The record is from the annotation of a GenBank genome assembly. Lineage: Eukaryota; Metazoa; Rotifera; Eurotatoria; Adinetida; Adinetidae.